AUGGAAUCUAACUACUUCCCAUCCGACAUCGUGGUCGACAUCCUGUCUCGGCUGCCGGUGGAAACCCUAUUCCGUUUCAAGUCCGUUUCCACAAAUUGGAACUCCAAGAUCACCCCAACAAAUCAUUAUCUCGUCUCCAUGCACCUCAAGAACUACACCAACAACCCCGCCACCAAGGCCUCCCUGCUCGCCACCUACCUCGAAGCCGACGCCUCCUUGUUCGCCACCUACCUCGAAGCCAACGAGCCCGCUCCAUAUUCUCGCCACUCUGUAUCACUCUGCCUCGAAGAAGUCGACGACGGCCGACGACCACCAAUCCACGUGGACCAAAGCUUGCUCGAGAGAAUCGUAUGCGGCACAGGCAACGGUUUGUUCCUCCUCGACACGAUCCAUCCUCAUUACAACCUGUGGAACCCAGCAACUCGAGAAAUCAGGCCUCUUCCCGACCCACCUCUGUUCACCUCGCCUCCAGAAACACCCCCUGGCUUGCAGCAUUCCUCUGACUACUGCGGAAUGGGAGUGGAUUUAGUUGAUAAUGAUAUCAAGGUCGUUCUGAUUCGUAAUUAUGAUUACUAUGACCACGGCCACUGGAUCCCUUCCUCGUCGUCGAGGUUCCCCUCGUCGGUCUUCGUCUACACGUUACGGAGUAAUUGCUGGAGCGAGGUAGCGGGAGGGUACCCGUACGGGGAUGGGCAGCAAGACCCAACAUACUGCCUGUUUGAUUGUCAUACUUACCAUGACGGUUUCCUCUACUGGCUGUUUAAGGACUAUAACAACCGCAACGGCUAUGUGGUGGCGUUUGAUAUGGGGAACAAUCUGUUUCAUAAGAUAAACUGUCCCGUCGAUGAUCCUCCGGCGUGUAAUCUCGGCUUGUUUCGUGGUUCGGUUGCUCUGUUUGAGGGGCAAAAGGACUAUGGUACCUGUGUCGUUUGGUUGCUGAGCAGCCGUGGCGGACAGUGGAGUUGGAUCAAACAUUCAUCCUUCGGGGUUUUCCCGGAAGAGUUGGUUGUGAUCGGAUGUUGGAAGGAUGAUCAAUUUAUUGCUCAAACUAGUUGUGAUGAUCAACUCGUAUUAUAUGAUACAGGUAGCAAACAAAUAAAAGUUUUGGUGUCCAAAUGCUGGAGUAUAACUUGGUUGAAUAUUUAUAGGCAGAGUUUGCUCUCCACACUACCGAUUUCUCUUACGAGUGGAAAGGGUCUUCAAGUGGAGUGA
Messenger RNA from Linum trigynum, 1212 nucleotides. The record is from the annotation of a GenBank genome assembly. NCBI's taxonomy places the organism in Eukaryota, Viridiplantae, Streptophyta, Magnoliopsida, Malpighiales, Linaceae.